This is a messenger RNA of Dicentrarchus labrax (European seabass), 2900 nucleotides long. It is a transcript of the gene ptger4c, whose product is annotated as prostaglandin E receptor 4 (subtype EP4) c. The coding region runs from base 307 to 1761 and encodes 484 amino acids. Gene Ontology annotation, cellular component: plasma membrane. Gene Ontology annotation, molecular function: prostaglandin E receptor activity. The record is from RefSeq and is a predicted model, not a curated record. NCBI's taxonomy places the organism in Eukaryota, Metazoa, Chordata, Actinopteri, Moronidae. The transcript is spliced from 2 exons. Gene Ontology annotation, biological process: adenylate cyclase-activating G protein-coupled receptor signaling pathway; negative regulation of inflammatory response; cellular response to prostaglandin E stimulus.
ACCUGGCUCUCUGCGCCUACAGCCUGCGCGUCACUCUCCUGACAUCAGCACACAGCUUAAAUACCCGCAGCCCCGAGCAGUGUAAACACAACCAGGCACACCUUCAUAUGGGCACAUCAGAGACAAACACUGCUGGAAACAGAACAAAAGAAUCACUUCAGUGUAAUGCACUUUAUGCUCUAUCGGAAAUAGGUAAUUUCAUGAUGUAAUGUUGCAGUUAAUGAUGGUGUAUUUUGUCUAGCGCUCUAUAUUUCCGGAGCAAGUUUUCUAAACACCACAGAAAGUUAGAGCACUUUGGUUUUAAUAAUGAUCAACGACACUCUUGCGUUUGGAGAACUGGACACAAAUGUUUCGGAGCCGCUGCCGCCUCUCUCUCUCAGCCAGAACCACAGUGGGUUCCCUGCGCUCCGGCUGGAGUCCAAGUCUCUGGUCACUUCAGCCACCAUGUUCGCCGUGGGAGUCCUGGGGAACCUCAUCGCCAUAGUUGUGCUGUGUAUCUCCAAAAAGGAGCAGAAGGAAACCACUUUCUAUACUCUGGUCUGCGGGAUGGCCAUCACGGACCUGUUGGGCACAUGCUUCACCAGCCCGGUGGUGAUCGCUACGUAUGUGGCCAAUCGCUGGCCGGGAGGAGCGCUGCUCUGCCACUUCUUCUCCUUCUCUAUGCUCUUCUUUGGCUCAGCCGGGAUGUCCAUCCUGUGCGCCAUGGCUGUGGAACGAUACUUGGCCAUUAACCAUGCGUAUUUCUAUUCCCAGCACAUAGAUCGAACAAUGGCGCGCUUUGCGCUCCUGGUCACCUACCUGGCCAACAUUGUGCUGUGCAUCAUGCCCAGUUUUGGCUUCGGGCAGCACGUCAGUCACUUUCCCGGGACUUGGUGCUUUCUGGACUGGAGGGCGAUAGAUCCAGUCGGAGCCUGCUACUCCUUCCUGUACGGCGGGGUGAUGCUGGUGCUGAUCGCAGUGACAGUUUUAUGUAAUGUGGCGGUGUGCAAGUCGCUGGUGGGGAUGAACCAGAAGACAGGAAUAGUCAGGACGGAAUUGUCUGAGCAAGGGGGGUCACGUCGCCGGUUCCCCCGACUGCCGUCAGUCACCUCAGCGGCGGAAAUCCAAAUGUUCUGGCUUCUGAUCUUCAUGACCAUCGUUUUCCUGGUCUGCUCCAUCCCUUUAGUGGUGCGAAUCUUUGUGAACCAGCUAUACGACCCUGCUUAUAUCUCUGCUGGGGGGAAGCCUGACUACCGGAGCGACAUGUUGGCGAUCCGCUUCGCUUCAUUCAACCCCAUAUUAGACCCCUGGGUGUACAUUUUGUGCCGGAAGAACUUGUUACUGAAGGGCUGUGAGAAGUUAAAGAGGACAGUGGCUCUGGUUAAGGAUGGUCGUGGUGACAACAUUGGCUGGGUAGGAGGUCAACACUCCCCUCCUUCUUUAAACAGCAAUGACACCAGUUACGCGUCAUUACGCACAGCAAGCUACAGGAACGACGUGGAACACCGGGGGCCCAUCAAGAACAAAUCCUUCACGGACUUCGCAAUGAGGCAAGCAUGGGAGUAUGACACUGCCCGGGUCAACUUUCACCCGUUCAGCGUCGAGUCGACCGCGAUCCUCGGCUGUGAGGAGGAAGUAGGAGCCGACUCCAAAGAGGAGGUGGCGGCCAAGUCUCCAGGACGCAGCGCGACACCGCUCCUCUCUUCACAUAUUAGAAGAGUGGAUACUGUCACCUGCACGUUCAGCACACCGAGUUCAUGUCAGUCAGAGAAAUGCCUUUGAUAGACAUUUGUUGUUUGCCACCAUGAGUUAAGAAAUGAUUCGGCAGCUGCUUCAUCUGCACAGCAAACUGGUACUUUUUGAUUCAACAGAUUCGAAACCCAGCGCUGCACACUAUGAGUUACUUCUGAUGGUUUUGAACCACCGAGGAGCCAUAUCAGUUUAAAUGAAUGAUAACACUUGAAACAGCACUUAGCAACUAACUGUGACUGGAAUCCUCUCAACAUUAGCACUGAUUGAUACAUCUCUCUUAUAUGAUGUAAGCUGCUGCAGAAAGGCCUUUAAAUUCAAUGUAGGCUUUACUUUUAGGGUAAGUGAUGAGGAUCCAACAUGAGUACAACAUGUGAUUAUGCAGUAUGAAAUGUCCAGUUUUACAUGUGCAACAUCCUCUUACUAUCAACCAGAAUACAUCUACAUUUAGUUGAGGUGCAGAAAAACACAAGACCCCAACCUGGAGCUUUAAGUAUAAUGUGUGCAGUGAACUUGGUGGAUAUUGAAGGGGCGGGGUAUCACUGGUGGUGAUAGUUUUGGGGGUCACCACACCCACUAUGGGUGCUGGUUCCAGUGUCCCCUAGCAAAUGUAAUUUGACCAGUAGCCACACUGGUAGAGGAUAUGCUCUAUUAUGAGAUUCCUGGUGAAAGUAAACAGACAGCACCGGUGGUCAGUGUCGGUGGUGAUAAUUUCCAAAUAUGGAAAUUUAAACAAAAUAUAGUCAUACCCUAUGGGUACAAAUAAAAUAUGUGACAUUCUUAGAGUUUGAUACAAUGUAUGAAUCCAUAUGUGCCAUUCACAAUACAUGUUUAUUCAUUACGUCUUGUUGUUUCACUUUAUUUCAUUUUUUUUUUUUAAAUCUACCUGCUGCUAAUUUACUGCCUAUUUGUGCCAUUCAACAGUGUUGCAUGAUGCAGGGAAAACUGAAUGUAGAUCUUUUGAACAUUGUUAAAUCUCAUUUUAUAUUGCACAGUUGCAUACAAUGUUUUGAUAACUGCAGUUGUAAACAGCCAAUGUGAACAUAUCACCCUUUAGAAAAUAAUUAAAAAAAACAAUACUGCUGUUGCUGUACUGUAAGCUGUAUGACCUGUGGUGUUUGUUGGAUGUGUUGGUGGGUCUGUGCAGAGAAAUAAAAGGACACCAAAGACAA